This is a messenger RNA of Solea senegalensis (Senegalese sole), 2818 nucleotides long. RefSeq lists its product as uncharacterized. The coding region runs from base 134 to 1099 and encodes 321 amino acids. Gene Ontology annotation, biological process: cellular response to lipopolysaccharide; negative regulation of T cell proliferation; cell surface receptor signaling pathway. Gene Ontology annotation, cellular component: external side of plasma membrane. The record is from RefSeq and is a predicted model, not a curated record. Lineage: Eukaryota; Metazoa; Chordata; Actinopteri; Pleuronectiformes; Soleidae. The transcript has 9 exons.
GUUGACGACAGAACCCAGUGUAAGCACGCGUUACACUGUGAAAGUGAAAGUAAGUAAGGAGUCGAAGGACAGAGGAGACAUUACUUCAUUUCAUUCACGGCCGCCUGGUGAUGAGCUUAUAUGGUAUGACAACAUGGCCUUCCCAGUUACCCUCUUCUUGAUUACGCUUGUUAACGUAUGCGUCAUUGCAGAAAAUGCACAGAAUGCAUUUGUCAAGGUUGUAUGCAAGCCUCAAAACGUGGGACAAUAUGGCCAGCAGUCUCUGCUAGAAUGCGUUGUCCAAACCACCCACGAGGUUGCAGACGCAGAGAUCCGAACUGUCUCUUGGAGGAAAGAGGGAGUGGAGAAACCAUUAUUGGUUUUCUACAAAGGAAAAGUUAUGCAGCAGCCGGGCUACAGGAUGGCUCAGCCAUCCUGGAAUAAAAAGGACAUGAACGUGUCCCUGCUCAUUGCUAAUGCUACACUGGCAGAUGGUGGAGAUUAUUCAUGCACAGUGAUAACAAACUCUGGUGAUGGGGAAUUCCAGACCAGCCUCAAAGUCACAGCCAAAUAUGGUAAACCUGUUGUACACUCCAUCCCUGAGAAAAUCACUGGAAAUGCAGAUGCUGCCCUGGUAUGUGACGUGGAUGGCGGAUACCCAGAAGGUAGAAUUCGCUGGUUUGUUGAGGGCAACACGGACUGGACAAAAAGCUCUAAACUGGAGGCACGAAAAGCACAAGGUGGUCUGUUUCACCUCUCCAGCACGUUGACUUUGUCACGUGGAUCCAUUUUCUCCAAGUAUACCUGUGUUGUCUUCAACGCCACUGGAGGCAAAGAGGCUGAGACUAUAUUCAAUUUAGACGACCUGCCAGCAUCGGAAGAGCUAGGAAGUAACGGCUUGGAUGCAGCCUCCAAAAUCAUUGCUCCCGUGGUGGUGAUUGGAUCGCUGAUUGUGGGAUUGCUGUUGUUGCUGGUAUUCCGUUGUCGAAAGCGAUCUCGAGAGGCCCGGAGGCAGUCAACAACUCCCCUUAUGAGUCCUCAUCAGGGUGAUAAUAGGUUUGAACCAGGUGUUGAAGAAGGUCUUACUCAAGAGAUGGAUACGAGCCAGAAAAGCAGCUGAGGAUAUAAUUCACCUGUAUGUGCCAGCUUACUGGUAACAACUGAAAUCAACACUUCCUUGUUGUUAUGAACUCCAUUCUGAUUAUACUCAUCCUACUGCAAACCAUGUAACCAGGGAUAACUUGUAUUACUGUGAUUGUGAAGUUAACUCUUCUGAUAUAAAUGAAAAAUAUAAAACAAAGCCAUCUGAUUCUGUAUCAGUGACAAUUUUAUUAAGCCAUGGAAUUGAGGCUGAGCUUGACAACAUCAUCAGCUGCAAGAAUGGUAGUUUUAGGAUGGAACGGAGUGUCUAAGUCUGUGUUGGUCGUUGUUUUGCCCACACUGACUGUAGGUCGCCACAGACACUUAAACUUUAACUUCUAAAAUGAUGUAAUGAUUUACUGUGGAUUCAUGGUCCAAAAAAAAGGCAGCACGUGCAUGUUUGUCUAAAUGAAAGUGAUGAAGCUUGCUGUUCUGACUGGAUGGUUUUUAGUUGUUGUUUUUAUAUGCCAUAUGUGCUCAAUAAUUAACCAAAGAUUACUGACAUUUUUUCCAUGAAAGGCUAUUUUUCCUUCUACUGAGAUCAAAUAUAAAGUUGAACUUUAAAAUAAAUAAAUACAUUUUGUGUAAGAUACUUCUACGAAUGAUGUGUAUAUACUCUUAAAUAGGUAACACGUGUAGACACAAGUCAUCUAGAAUGAAUAUCUUGUGUUGUUCAGCUGAGUCAUUGUUAAUCACUAGAUGGGUCCACUUCCUAAGUAAAGAAUCAUCACGCUUUAGUGAAAUAUUGUAAUCUUGAGAUCACAUUGUAUAUCACCAGCCAGAUAUUUCACAGGGUUUUCAAGGGUUUUUCCCAGGUCUGUGGUCAAUCUAACAUCAGCCUCUGCAAAUGUCAUAUCCCUUAUUUUAAACCACUGAAAAAGUAGCUGCUUCUUCUUCUUCUUCUUCUUCCUCCUCCGUGUCUCUGACAUGAUUUACCAUUUGACAUUUAUACUGAUAUCAAAAAAGUAUAAAUUAAAAUCCAUAUUUUUAGGCUUUUUGGAAUACUUCAGAUCUAAGAUGUGCUAAAAAAAAGUUUUAUUGUGAGCCAAAUUUACAACCCCUAAAAAUGUCAUGACUGUGAGUUAUUCAUUGACUUAGGGGAGAAAAACAACACUUUUUUUUAGCCUUGUAAUUGAAAAAAAACAAAAAAGAAACACAAGACCUGUGAGUAGCCGCCUACUGUUUGUAUAUAGUGUAAUUACAAAUAUAUAUAAAAGACUCUGUAAGUGUGUUUUUAUAACUAAUAUGUGAGAUGAUGAAUGUGAUGUGAUGAAAGCGUUUCUUUCUGAAUGAAAGUGUUUGUUUUUGACAUGUUCAGUUUUUAAGUUGCUAGUGGAUGUUGCUGCGAUGUGAGCACACAUGUGACGUCUUGGCUGCUUCCUCUGUGGCGCUUGUCAGAUUCUCUACUCUCCCUUUUUUCUUUGUCCUCAUAAGUUUGUGACACACGUUGUUGUAGAUCUAGUUUUUGUUUUGUUUGAUGUACUAGUUUUUGUUUUGUCUUCACUCACUGCUGAUGGAAUGAUAAGAAUCGUUCCUAUCCGUCUUUACUUUCUCUUUUGUUUUGAAAAAAACCCAAAAUGUGUAAUGUUUUCUUCUCUGCCAAUGAUGGUUGUACAUUUUAAAUUUCAUCCGCAGUUUAGAUGAAUAUUACUAAUUCCUUUUUGUAUUAUUUGUCAUAAAAAAAUAAUUUUACACUAAA